Messenger RNA from Acyrthosiphon pisum (pea aphid), 5199 nucleotides. RefSeq names its product gem-associated protein 5. Gene Ontology annotation, cellular component: SMN complex; nucleus. Bases 427 to 4800 code for a protein of 1457 amino acids. Gene Ontology annotation, biological process: spliceosomal snRNP assembly. The record is from RefSeq and is a predicted model, not a curated record. NCBI's taxonomy places the organism in Eukaryota, Metazoa, Arthropoda, Insecta, Hemiptera, Aphididae. Gene Ontology annotation, molecular function: mRNA 3'-UTR binding; protein binding. The transcript has 21 exons.
UGCGCCCCACGGUUAAAGAUAUACGUAUAUAGUAUAUCUUUAACCGUGGUGCGCCCCUUUUGUUAUUGAUAACGACCGUCAUAAUCACGACUGACCGGUUUAAAAUUUUAAACAAUAAUUAUUGUUACAAAAUAAUCGUUGUUUACGACUGUUUUCGAUUAUUGUCCAUUUGUAAGUUACAUGUUACCUACAACUUGGAAUUUAGAACGGUUUCAAUAUUUUUAAUAAUACAAUAAUACACUGUUAAACUCGUAUUUGAAACGAUAAGGCUACAAUCGGAUUGAAGUCAUAUCGUCCUAUUAUAUAUUAUCACGUGCGUUGUGCGCCAAAGCUCGUCGAUCUGUAUUAAUUAUAAAUUAUAAUUAAUACUUUUUAACGUGCAUUCGUUGCCUUUUCCUUAGUCCGCGGGCUGUUCACUCAAGAAUCAUGAAUACUUUUGAGAUUACCCAGUCAAUGAACUGGUACAAAUCUAAUGUCAUGACUAUGGACGAUUGUGGAAAGCUAAUUGCAUAUGGCUCAAGAUCUAUCAUUGUAUUAGUUAGUGGUUUGGAUGGUAAAAGCGUCUAUGAUUUACAAUAUAACCGUCUUAGACUGAAUACAAAAUUGGGUUGUGGUCGUAUUGGAGCUGUAUCAUUUUCUCCUAAAACUGAUUUUUUAGAAGAUGCACAUUAUUUGGCUUCUAUAGAUGAAGUUAAUAUUUACAUCUGGAAAGUAAAAAGCAUGGUCUGUGAUCACAUACAUUCAUUUGGAAAUAAAAAAAGUAAGAACAUAACUCUGGUGGAUGUUACAUGGUUGUAUGGAUGUUUAACCGUUGUAGCAUUGUCAGAUGCUGGGACUUUACACAAGUGGGAUAUUCAAGCAUUAACAAUGCGUAAUUAUACGUUAGAUAUUAAAGCAUCACCUUUAACAUUAGCAGCUUGCCCUCACAAAAAGAAUUUAGUUGCUAUAGGAUGUAAAAAUGGUCAUCUAUUUGUCUAUGACCUAACUGGUGAUGGCAAAUUAUUACACAAAUUGCAUUACCAUGAAAGAAAUAUAAAUUCAUUGGCUUGGUGUCCAGUUCCUUAUAGUCCAUUGAAUUCUGAUCAAUCUGUUGAACCUUUAUUACUAGCAUCAAUAGCAUGUGAUAGAACUGGUUUAUGUAUAAGUCGUGCUGGUUUAGAUAUGUUUAAUGAAACUACCAUUGCAUUACCUAUGAGACCAAUGAGAAAAUCUACAUUCAGAAAUAAAAAUAAUUUAAUUUGGAGCUGUGUUAAAUGGAUAAAACCUUCAAUUCUUAUUGUUACAUCUGGUUUUGGAGAAAUUAUAAAAAUAGAACUUAGACCAGAUUUGGUAUGUGGACCAAUAGUGUCUUUGAUUAGUGAUUCCCACAAGGAUAUAAUUUUUUCUAUAGCAUGUCCACGGGAAUCAACCAAUCUUUAUUUAUGGUCAUCGUGCAUGGGUAGAAAAUUAAUUCGAACUCCCUUACUAAGGAGUAAAGAAGAGACCCCCGAAUUACCAUUGGAAGUUCCAACGCUUGGUGGUUUUGUGUAUUGUUUUUCACUAUCCCCAGUUAAUUCAGCUGACUUUGCAUUUGGUCUUGGCGAUGGAAGAAUUUAUUAUUGGAAUGUAUCUAACAAACGUCAAUUAGAACUAAUUACACUGAGUCAAUCCGUAGACUCAAAAGUCUUAUCUUUAGCAUUUCAUCCACAAGACGAAGGUUUGUUAGCAUAUGCUACAGGUGAUGGACGUGUUGGAGUUUUUAAUUUAACAAAAAAAAGGAAUAAUAAUAAUUUGUUAAAAACUGUACUUGCUAAUCCAAUUUACCGGUUAUGUUGGGCACCAUUUCCAAAUACGAAAAUGGUUAAUGAUGCAAAACUUGCUCUUUAUGCAGUUGGUAAUGGGCAAAUUGUAAUUUAUAAUGACAUGAGUCUUUGGACAGAUCCAUUUCAUUUAAAAGAUUAUACUCAAUUUAAUGAAAUUGAAGAUAAGCUAACAACGCCCGUUAAACGUAUUGAAAUGGCUUGGAAACCAAAUUAUGAUGUGGUUGCAAUAGGAAAUUCAAAUGGGAGCAUUUAUUUAUUAGAUGGAAAUACAUUAAAACUUAAACAUGUAGUGAAUGGUCAUGAUCAAUCUGUUGAGUGUAUUAUCUGGCAUCCAACACAUGUAACUUCUGAUUAUAGUGAAGAAUCCAAAUAUAAAAAUUAUUUUGCAUCAAGUUCACACUGCAUUAGAGUCCAUCAACUUAACGAAGAUUGUACGCCGUCAUUGGUUGUUGAAUUUAAAGGACACAAAGAAAAAAUCAAUGAACUAGCAUGGAGUCCUCAUCAUAAUUUAAUACUUUUGAGUUGUUCAAAUGAUUUUACUGCCAAAGUAUGGAAUGUGGAAAAAUGUACACUUAUUGGAGUUUAUUCUAAACAUUUAUCCACUGUGUUGUGUGGAAUAUUCUCACCUUGUGAUGCUGAUAUAGUAUUUACUGGCUCUGCUGAUCACUCUAUCCAUUCAUGGCGAUUAUCAAAAGAUUUACACAAUUAUACAACUGAGUUCAAAAAAAAUCAAGAUACUCCUAAUAUUGUUAAAGAAAAAAUUGUUACAAAAGUUGCUGAUAAUUCUACGACUGAUUCAAGCAAAGAACAAUCAAAUAAAAUUCAACAGUUUCCAUUAUCAAGUUAUGAACUUUUUAUUGGAAAACAUUUAGAAAAAGCUGUAGAUAAAUUUAUCAAUUCAAAGUAUUUAAACAAUGUGUCAGUAGAUGAAGAAAUAAAUUAUUUGGCAUUUUUUGGUACAAAUACUGAAAUGAAACAGUUUUUAGUUAAUGAAUACAGUGCAUUAAGAAAAAAGUCUUCAAAUCAAAUUAUUCCUUGUAUGAACAAUAUAAAUAUAUGGGGUCAAAACUUAGAAGGUUAUUUUAAGGAUGCAAUUGCAACAAAAACUAUCAGUGAUUGGAUGAUAGCUGUUGCCCCAAGUGUUAGUUAUGAAUUAUGGACUAAAAUGUGUGAUGUAUAUGCCAGUCAACUAGAAGAUGUUGGAGAAGUUACUAAAGCAUCAACAUAUUUAGUAGCUAUAAAAAAAUAUGAUGAAGCUGCAACGAUGUUACUAAAAAAUAAUUUGUUCCGCGAAGCUUUAGCAGUCGUUAAGAGCCAAGAUAAGCAAAAUGAUGAGAUUGUAUUAGAAAUAACUAAAAAGUGGGGUGAAUACAAUAUUCUUCACGGGCAUCCCAAAGAAGCUGCUCAUUGUUUUCUGAGUAUUGGUGAUACGCGAAAUGCUAUUUUAUGCCUUAUAAAAAUUAAGCAAGUUAAAGAAUUGUCAUUAGCUGCCAAGUUAGCUAGGUAUAUAGAUGAAGAUAUGGAAGAGUCAUUGGUUGUUAAUUUAUUGAAAACCGAAUAUUUUAGACAUCAUACAUGGAAUGAAGCUAGAGAGCUUCUAAAAAAUCAUCCUAAACUUGAUUAUUUAAACAUGUGGACUGGUGUUCAUGAAGCAAUGUAUGAGUUAGAUCCCAAAGUAACUCAUAUUAUAAUUAAAAACUGGAUUUGCGCUACACCAAACGAGGAAAAUUGUUCAAUUUUAAAUUAUAUUUUGGAGCAUGUAGAGAAUAAACCAGAUUAUUAUGACAAAUUACUAAAAAUAGUGGGGUCAGAAUUCAUUUCUGAUGCUUCACUUUUGAUGCCAAUGAUUACUGUAUUCUUAGCGGGCCAGUUCUGUUUAAUAGCUUUACAGUAUCAAAAAACUGGAAUGUUCACUUUAGAUUCUCAAACGCGUUUAAUAAAAUGUUUUGCACUUGCAUAUAACUAUGAAACAGUGUAUACAGAUUCCAAUUCAAAAUUUAAUAAGAUCCUUUCUAGAUUGAUUAUGUGGAUUUUCCCUAAAGGACCUUUAACAUUGGAUUCAUAUGUACAUUUUGAAUUGAACGACAACUUGAUAAAAUCAAUCCGAGCUUAUUUAUGUUAUACUUGUUUUUCAUGGUUGAAACCUUUGUAUACUAGUAUAAACAAAAAACUAAACUUGCCAGUUGAUGAAGAUAUUUCUGACAAUGAAAAAUAUUUCAGUGAAAUUAUUAUUUUAACUCAACAAUUUCAACAGUUACUUAACAAUUAUAUUCAUGAUAUAAUGGAUUUAGAAACUUCAAACUACUUUAAAGCUAAAAAAGAAAUUGAACGCAUAAAUCAGUUACUGACUACUAGCUCUACUGAAGUUAACAUUGGUGGUUCGAUAAAUGAAGAGGUAAUUGGAUGUAUAAAGUCAAUAAAAAGUAAGGAUGAAAAUCAGAAUACUGAGAUUUUAGACAGUAAAGUAAUAAUAACUUCAGAAGCCAAUGAAUUAAAAGAUGUGAAAUCUUUAAUUGAAAAUAUGAAAGAAUGCAAUAUUGACAAUAUAUCUAAUUUUAACAAGUUAGAACACGAAGAAUCAAAUUCGCUUCAAAAUAAAAAAUUUAAUAAUCUACAAAAUAAUAAUAAUGCUAGUACAGAUUGUGAUAUAGUUUGUACAAAUGAUAACCCUACAAAAAUACAUGAAAUACAUUUGGAAGAAAACAAUUCUCUUGCAAACUCAAAUGAUUUGCUCGUUGAAAGAGAAACAUGUAAAAAAGAAGUAUACCAAUUCUAUCAAAAUCUCAAAUCAGAGAUAAAUAAAUUUAAUUUAAAUGAUCAGUCGCCUGUCAAGCAUAUUGCCCAUUUAGAAAUUGAAGCCUCAAAGAAAAAAGAACUUGAACAAAUUGUGACAGAAUUUGAAGAUAAACGGAUAAAUUCUCCUAAUCCGUUUUUAUUUAUAGCAGAGUUGAAAAAAUUUAUCCAUGAUCUUGAUAUCAACUUUAAAUAUGAAAACUAAAAAAUGGCGCAUCACUUGCCUUAAAAAAAAUAUUAAUAUUUAAUCUGUGAUACUACUGUUUUCUUAUUAGUUAGUUAACUAAUAAUUAUCUUAUAUUCAUCUUUAAAAAUUUAGGAAUUAUAUAUAUAUAAUAUAUAACAUGUAAUAAUAUUAAGUAUUCAAUUAACUAAAAAUAUAAAUUCUAAUCUGUUUUUCUGGAAUUACAGCAAAUUAAAAAUUAAAAAUAUUAUAUAAUAAUCACUAAGACUGAUUAGUAUUUAUCAAGUUUUUUUUUUUGUUAAUUUAAGUUUAAAUUUGAAAUAAAUUAAAUCAUUUAAAAAUUAAUAUAAUUGUACUGUAGCAUUUGUUAGUAUUUUUCUGUAAACUGAAUAAAAUUCACUGAUAAUUCAUGAAUGUCAA